CCGAGCGAGCGGCACGAGGCGACGGGUCGGACGGAGGAGAGAGAGAGAGGGUGGAGGCCAAGGUAUCGGCGAGCUGCUCCGUCACCACCAGCCUGCUCGGGCCCAAGCUGCCACAGAGCUGCAGCACUGCUAUGGAUCCUGCCACACACCUCGACGUGCCCUACCCUGGCGCCGCCGGUCCUCGUCAAGCGCUCGACCUCUUCCUCCCAGCCUCGGCCGGCCCCGACUCGACCCUCCUCGUCUACGUCCACGGCGGCGCGUGGCGAUCAGAGUCCAAGAAUGACUUUGCCCUCACCUUGAUGCCGACCCUCGUUCGGUACACCCACCUCCCCGUCGCCUGCCUCGAGUACCGCCUCGCCCCGACCGACCCGCAUCCGGCCCAGGUGCAAGACGUCGUCGCGGGCCUGUCGCUCCUCGCCGGCCCGCUCCUGCCACUCGAGCAAGGCGAGGCCAAAUGGCGCCGCGACCGCAUUGUCAUCGUCGGCCAUUCGGCGGGCGCUUUCAUGGCCGCCUCGCUCGUCCUCGAUCCUCCUCGCCCACCUCCCUCCCCGUCCUUCACCGUCCCGCCCGCCAUCCGCCUCGCCAUCGCGGGCAUCAUCUGCGUCGACGGCAUCUACGACCUCCCAUCCCUCCUCGACGAGUACCCGUCUUACGCCUCGUUCGUGCACGACGCGUUCGGCUCGGACCCGGCCGCCCUCGCGCACGAGUCGCCCGCGCGGUGGAGCGCACACGACGAUGAGCGAGGGCGCACAGUACGCGUCGUCGUGCUGCAUUCGCGCGCAGACGAGCUCCUGACCUUGCGGCAGCCGAGGGUCUUCGUCCGGCGGCUCAGGGAGCUCUUUGGCCGCGGGCCGGGCGAGCCGAGCGCAGCGGCAGCGGACGAGAAGGUCGGCGACGAGGUCGAGCUCGAGCGGGAACUGCCGAGCAACGUCGAGUGCGACUUUGACUCGCUAAGGACUGGCCACUACGAGGUGGUCAAGGGCGAGGAGCUGGCGAGGGCCGUGCGGGCGCUCGAGGUCCACAACUGGUGAAAUGCAUGCCAUCUCGCUG
Molecule: messenger RNA, 1050 nt
Organism: Rhodotorula graminis WP1
Lineage: Eukaryota; Fungi; Basidiomycota; Microbotryomycetes; Sporidiobolales; Sporidiobolaceae
Exons: 3
Coding region: 132-1031 (299 amino acids)
Molecular function (GO): hydrolase activity
Source: RefSeq, a predicted model, not a curated record